AUGCGGGGGCUCCCUGUGUUCCGCCCCACCCCCAAGAGCCUCCCCAGCUCCUCCUGGGGAGGGAAAGGGUUAAGGGAGGCUGGGGUGCCCCCGGGGCCUACAGGCGGCUCUCAGGGUCUGCGGGUGCAAAUCCUCUUGGCUUUCAACAGUAUUUUUCCGGUGGGGGAAGAAGAACAGGUUGAUUCAGCUGAGCCAAGUGGGGACCAAGCUGCAGCCACAGCCUCCUUGCGCCAGAUGGCAAAUGCAUUUGCGACUAUUGCCCGUGCUUCCGUUCGCUGCGUUGACCGGAGUGACGCAGAAAUAGGAAAAAGGACCUCGAGGGCGCGAAGGAAGGUCACGCGGUGUCGCUCGGCGGCACGCUUUCCCCCAGCCCUCGCUCCAGAGGAGACAGCACCCGCCGCCGCCUGCUCCCAGAAAAGGACUGGAUUCUGCACAACAUCCGAUGAUGAGAUGCUGGGGCUGUUUGUGCUCUACGGGACCCCAGGGACCGGAAACUCCAUUUUAUUUCAGAGCGCAGCUGAGCCAGCCCGCUCCUCAACACUCUGCCGUCUGCACCGCUGUGGCUGGGACCGGGCAGUGCUGCACAUCCCAAAGGCCACCAAGUCACACCCGUGUCCCUGCUGCUUUGCCGGGAGCUUCUGCGAUGCGAGCGAUGUUUUGGGGGCUGAUCUCUUGGACUGCAGCUACUCCAUGCCUGACCGGCAGCUGGUCAGGAGGGUUGCGUCCCAGGUGGAAUUCCACCUCUCUGACGAGAACCUGGCCAAGGAUGCUUUCCUCCUGAAACAUGUCCAGAGGAACAAGGUGGGCUUUGUCAGCAUCAAACUGCUGACGUCCUUGAAGAAGGUAGGCAGCCCGUUGCGUUGGCCAGCCGGGGUGGGAGUUUCUUCGACCGGCUUUUCGGUAUCAUGGGUCCCCAUCCCUGAGUCCCUGCUGAGCAUCCCCCCCAGCAAACUGCUGCUGGCCUGGGAGCUGCUGCUCCUGGAGCAGGACAUGCUGCUGCUGCUCCAGAAGAAUUUCCUCAAGACCAUCACGAGGAUGUUCAGCCCCUUCGGCACCAUCGCCUCCAUCCGCAUCCUGCGGCCGGGCCGCAAGCUGCCCUCAGGUGUGCGGAAAUACACGUCAGACUUCCCCGAGCUGCUGAGCAAGCACUGCGCACUGGUGGAGUACAAGAGCCUGGGGAGCGCUUCAGCCUUGAGGAGCCUUGAGGACCUCGGCCGCCAGAGCGGUCCGCGUGGCGAGAGCAUCAGGGUGGUCCGGCUCUGCGGGAAGGGCUCCAAGAAGACACCCGGGGCCGAGAGGGAGGUGGCGGAGGAGCUGGUGGACCAGCCGGGUUGGAAAGCGCAGGCGGUGGCCGCGACCUUCCCCGACGGCCUCGGGGACUCCCUGCUCUGCAGCUUCCCGGAGUUGAACGGUGCCCAGGCGUUGCCACCCCUCCUCCUGCACAAGGACCCCUCGGCACCCUCCCGGCCCGGCAGCAACUUCAAGCCCAGCAAUUUCGGCAACGGCUUCAAUGGAUUGCUCCUCGCCAGCAAAGUCUUCCCUCCACUGGGGACAGGCUUGGGCACAGGCAGCUGCUACGGCCUCUGCUCCAGCACUGAGAGCACCCGUGGCUGCGGCUGGGGGAGUGGGGUGGGUGCCUGGGCACCCUGGCCCAGCAGCCCCUCUCCAGAUGCCAAACCUCUUGCCGGCAAUCCUCCGGCAGCGACGUGGGUGCCUGAGCCCCUCGGAUGCG
Harpia harpyja (harpy eagle) is the source of this 1732-nucleotide messenger RNA. RefSeq lists its product as uncharacterized. The record is from RefSeq and is a predicted model, not a curated record. NCBI's taxonomy places the organism in Eukaryota, Metazoa, Chordata, Aves, Accipitriformes, Accipitridae. Gene Ontology annotation, molecular function: mRNA binding. Gene Ontology annotation, cellular component: nucleus. The transcript is spliced from 3 exons. The annotation marks the transcript as partial.